Messenger RNA from Lactuca saligna, 884 nucleotides. NCBI's taxonomy places the organism in Eukaryota, Viridiplantae, Streptophyta, Magnoliopsida, Asterales, Asteraceae. The record is from the annotation of a GenBank genome assembly.
GAUCUAGAGAGAGGGCUGUGGGGAACUUAAUAAUGACAGGGCAAUCAUCCAGAUGUACACAUGGUGCUGGUCAUAGCUCAAUUAGAACUUACAGUUUUGAGCUUUAUGGCGAGAGGAUUGAUCCAAACUUAAGUCAAGGUCAUGAGAAAGUGAAAGAGAACGAGAAAGAAGAAGAUCAAUAUCUGUGUAGCAAUGGUAAUUCAUUUAAUAGAUCAUGCAACAAUAGAAGAGCUUUUAGUUUUAAGCUCUUUAGCGAGAAGAUUGAUCCAAACCUGAAUCAAAGUAAUGAGAAAUUAGAGAUAGAAGAUGGUCAUGACCAUCGAUUUCUUAAUGGCAAUGGCAAUUCACUUCGUAGGUCCAGUAUUAGCAUGGGUAUUUUAGAUGCAUGCAACUAUGACCCGGAUUUCAUGGAUAACGGGUAUCUGUCGGAUGGCCUUCCUAAUGGAUCUAGCCACUACAUCCAUGAUAAGAAGAAAGGGUUGUCAUGGACAAGAGAUGAGCACAAAUCAUUCUUGAUGGGUUUAGAAAAGCUUGGAAAAGGUGACUGGAGAGGGAUUUCGAAGAAUUAUGUGAAAACAAGAACCCCAACUCAAGUCGCUAGCCAUGCCCAGAAGUAUUUCAUCAGAAUCAAAGCACACGAGAAAGGAAAACGCAGAUCAAGUAUGUUUGAUAUGCCCAAUCACUCGAUGAGUUAUGGCAAUGAGCAUAAAUCUAGUAAUCGAGAAUGUUCGAAUAUAAACAUAGGCGGAUUGCAUCCAUUCAAAAGCAGUUGGACACAAUGUACUUCUCAAGCCCUUUUUAUGUCUCGACCUUUGACAAUAACUUAUGGUUCACCUCGAACAAGUGUUGUGGCUUCAACAAGUAAAGAGAUAUUGCACAAAUAA